Molecule: messenger RNA, 1189 nt
Organism: Cicer arietinum (chickpea)
Lineage: Eukaryota; Viridiplantae; Streptophyta; Magnoliopsida; Fabales; Fabaceae
Product: BTB/POZ domain-containing protein At4g08455
Molecular function (GO): protein binding
Source: RefSeq, a predicted model, not a curated record
UUUUCUGAAAUAAUCUCUAGUGGAAUUAUAAGGAGGAAUAAAGCGUAACGGAAUGAGAGAGACCGUGUCAGUGUCACACGACGCCGAAAGAUAACCAACACAAUCGCAUCGCAUCGCAUCCAUUAAUCACAACCACAAUGCCACCGCGCCGGUGCCCAGCCUACCACGAGAGCGAUUACGACGACGACGACGAUGAUAAUAUCACCAUGAGGUGUCUUUCCUGCGAAGAAGACUACGAUCCCGACAACGCCGGUACCUGCAAGGAAUGCUACGACGAAGCCAACGAAACCGAGGAAGAACUCAAACGUCAGAUCCAAGACCUCAAAACAAAAGUCUCCUUCCUCACUCUCUCUUCUCCACUCGAUUCUCCUUCCACCACCGAUCUCGUCCUCCUUCCAUCCAACGACGCUUUUUCUCCUUCCGUUCCUGCUCACAAGGCCGUUCUCGUUAGUCGCUCACCAGUUUUCAAAGCCAUGCUUGAGAAUGAUAUGGAGGAAAGUCGGAGUGGCACCAUCAAGAUUGCUGAUGUAUCAUAUGAUGCUCUUCGAGCUUUUGUUAACUAUUUAUACACUGCUGAAGCAUGCCUUGAUAACCAAAUGGCCUGUAACCUAUUAGUUUUAGCAGAAAAGUAUCAGGUGAAGCAUCUUAAGGCAUACUGUGAGAAGUAUUUGAUCUCCAAAAUGAAUUGGGAGAAAGCUAUUUUGAACUUUGCAUUUGCACAUCAACACAAUGCCAACCAAUUGCAAGAUGCAGCCAUGGCAGUGAUCAUGGAGAAUAUGGACAACCUCACUAAAAAUGAUGAUUAUAUGGAGUUAGUGGAAACUAAUCCUCGUCUUGUUGUGGAAAUAUAUGAAGCAUAUCUUGCCAAACAGGUUAACACUGCAUCCACACUUAGGCUAUAGGAAGGCGGCGUAAAACAUUAUUGUAGUUGGCUUUAAGCCGGGUAGAAACUUCAGUUUGGAAUAUAUUCUUAAUUGGUGAUUAAUCAGUGGUAGUAUUUUAAUUGUACAUUAUCAUAUACUACUACUGCAGUUGAACAUGCAUCUGGAUCUGUUGCAUUUCUCAGGCAUGAUUUACCUUGAAGAUCACCUUUUGGUUUUUGGUAGACCGGAUAAGUUAAAUUAGUACUAUGAUUAUUGAACGAGAUGCAUUAAUUUUCCUCUUAAAUGUUACUACUGUUCAAAUGCUA